Oikopleura dioica is the source of this 849-nucleotide messenger RNA. The record is from the annotation of a GenBank genome assembly. Lineage: Eukaryota; Metazoa; Chordata; Appendicularia; Copelata; Oikopleuridae.
AUGACCAGAGGAAAAAGACCCGGUCAAACAAAGUUGUUCAAACUCCUUGAGUGGGAUCUUUACACAAAUCAUGGAAAGCCGAUCGAAGGGACGAACAUUAUCCUCUGCCGCACUCCCCUCAGGCAAACGAUGUUCCGGAACAACAAGCUUCGCGCAGUUUGGACGCCAGAAAUUAUGAUCAAGACAAUCGAAGAAGCUUAUGGAAAGCCGAUUGGACUGGUCAUCGACAUGACUGCUACAUCCAAGUAUUACUACCCGAGCGAGAUCUACAACGCUGGAAAGGACUACUACAAGCUUCCCAUUCCAGGAGGAAAACCGCCACCAGAAGGCUACGUCCAACAAUUCAUCCGCGUCAUCGAUUCCUUCUUGCUCUACCGCCUAAAGGGCGUGAAAAGAACUGUCCCCAAGCAAACAACUGGAAUCGACGAUUUGAACAUGGAAGAGGCAGUUGUGAAGACAUUGGAACCAGAAGCGGCGGAAGAACAUUUCGAGAUGAUGCAAAACGCAGAUUUCAACAUCGUGAUUCAUUGCACUCACGGAGUCAACAGAUCUGGAUACGUUGUGGCGCGAUAUUUAAUCGACAAACUGGGAAUUUCGGCCGAGGACGCGAUCCUGCGAGUAGAAGACUCACGAGGGCACCAAAUGUCCAAGUACAGAAAUGUCCUUUUAGACGACGAUCUACGCGUUUAUCUCCGAAACCGAAUGAGCUUUUUCUAUGGCGUGUCAACUCUUCUUUUCCAUCCCUUCACGCCAGAUUCGAAAACAUUCGCCGAUCAAGAUAGAUUUUCCGCUUUACUGCCACACGAGCUCGAAAUUGAAGUUCCAACCACUCCUUCUUGUUUUUUAUGA